GGCGAGCAGGGCGCUGUGGGGCAGCAGGCGAGCAGGGCGCUGUGUGGGCAGCAGGCGAGCAGGGCGCUGUGUGGGCAGCAGGCGAGCAGGGCGCUGUGUGGGCAGCAGGCGAGCAGGGCGCUGUGUGGGCAGCAGGGUCCGCGUUACCCUCCAGAGUUUCGUCCCAGACGGAGUCGCAGUUCGGAGCGCGUGGCGCGUGCGUUGGAGUAGGAGGGCUGUGGGGGGUGACACACAGAGAGAGAGGGAGAGGAGGGAGAGGAGUCGCGGUCACCCCGCGGUGUCUCCUCGCCUCGGGGGAGAGGGGAGGGAGGAGGGAUCGAGCUGCGGCGAGACGAGGAGGAGGAGAAGGAGAAGGAGAGCCCCCAGGCACGCACAGCGCCUGCCAUGGCUGCUGCUGCCGCUGCUGCGCUGCAGCUGCUGGCGGCUCUGUCGCUGCUGCUGCUGGCGGCGGCGACUGUGGAGGCGGUGCACCCCGACUCAGUGUUCGUGGACCCGCGACGGGCGGCGCUCGUGCUGCGACGCACGCGCAGGAAGAACAGCGACUUCGAGGAGCUGCGUCCCGGAUCGAUCGAGCGCGAGUGUCGCGAGGAGACUUGCUCCUUCGAGGAGGCGAAGGAGGCGGUGGGGCAAGAGCAGGCGAAAAUAUUCUGGGCCCGAUAUCGCCUAAGCCAAGGCGGCUUUCAGGGGCGCGCCCCGGCCCCGCGGGUCACCCCGUGCCGACCCAACCCCUGCAAGAACGGCGGCCGCUGCUUGGAGCUGCGCUCGGCCGCCCGCUGCGUCUGCGCCGAGGGCUGGGAGGGAGACACCUGCCACGUCGAAAUCCGGUCGUGCGAGCGGAACAACGGCGGCUGUGAGCACUACUGCGAGGCGAGUCGCAUCUACCGCCUCGUGUGCCACUGCGCUCGUGGAUACCAACUCAGCGACAACGGCUUCAGCUGUGACCAGAUCGACUUGGGCGCUUGCGGGAGGACGGUCAUGGACCAGACGGGGCGAUCGCUGGGAGGGGACAGCGACGUCUGGGAACCCGACCGCUUGGUCACCGCCGAUGCCACCGCCGAUGUCACCGCCGAUGCCACCGCCAAUGCCACCGCUGCCACCAACUCCUCCGCCUUCCCGUCGCCUCCCGAGCGGAUCGCGCCGCCGCCGCCGCAGCCCCCCACAGAGCAGGGGAGCGAAGCCCUGGCCGGUGGGGGGGCCCGACCGAUGGAAGGGGGGCCCCCCCCGACGGUGGAACCGGAAGCGCAAGCCGCGUCCACCGUGAUACCUGACGUCAUGAGGAUCGUGGGAGGGUACAUUUGCCCGCGUGGGCACUGCCCUUGGCAGGUGCUGCUCACGGACCGGCGCGGCACCGGCUUCUGCGGCGGGACGCUGGUGUCGGCGCGCUGGGUGGUGACGGCGGCGCACUGCGCUCGCUACACCAAGCAAAUCCUCGUCCGCAUCGGCGAGCACGACGUGCGGCUGACCGAGGGCUCCGAGCAGAACCUGCCGGCCAACCUUAUCGUGCCGCACCCCAACUUCGACAGCGACACCUUCGACAACGACCUCGCUCUCCUGCGGCUCAACUCGUCGGCGCGCCUCGACCGCUACGCCGUGCCCGCGUGCCUGCCCGACCGCCGGCUCGCGGAGCUGCUUACCCAGCCCGGCACGCUGGGCGUCGUUUCGGGAUGGGGCCGCGAGCAGGAGCACGGCCGCAACUCGCGCUACCUGCAGUGGGUCGGACUGCCGGUGGUGCCCACGGCCACGUGCACUCAGUCCACGGAGCAGAAAGUGACGCAGAACAUGUUCUGCGCGGGCUACGCCGCGGGGAGGCAGGACGCGUGCAAGGGCGACAGCGGGGGUCCCUACAUGAGCCGGCGGCUCGACACGUGGUUCCUCACCGGCGUCACGAGCUGGGGCGAGGGCUGUGCCCAACGGGGGAAGUACGGGGCCUUCACCCGCCUCGCCAACUUCAUCGACUGGAUUGACGCCACCAUGCGCGAGAACACAUCGUAACGGGCCCACGGAGAGUCCCGGCGUGUGCGUCCGCCAAGCUUUAGCGCGUAGGUUGGUUUUCAUCAUAAUGUUUCAUGGGUUAGAUCGCGUAAGUUUCACUGUGUCGUAACCGUCCACCACCCGACACUGCAAGUCAGAUUUGUCACGUAAACAAAGCGCCAAUUAGUUACUACUUCGGCACACCGGUGUGUUGGGGAGU
This is a messenger RNA of Petromyzon marinus (sea lamprey), 2191 nucleotides long. RefSeq names its product coagulation factor X-like. NCBI's taxonomy places the organism in Eukaryota, Metazoa, Chordata, Hyperoartia, Petromyzontiformes, Petromyzontidae. Gene Ontology annotation, cellular component: extracellular region. Gene Ontology annotation, molecular function: calcium ion binding; serine-type endopeptidase activity. The record is from RefSeq and is a predicted model, not a curated record. Gene Ontology annotation, biological process: blood coagulation; proteolysis.